UAGACUGAGUCAUCAGCAGAGAAGCGAGGAGGAGGGAGGUGGAGUGCGGGCGAGGGUAACUAACCAACGCUAAGCAGUUGUUGAGUUUGGUUGGUAGUAGAUGAGCGAAGUGUUGACGAUGGCGGACGUCACGGCGAACUUGCAAGCAGCAACCACCGCAUCCACCCCUUACGCGCUCCCCACCAAUCUCCCUCUCCUCUCCGCUUUCCUCUCCUUCGCUCUCGCACAGUUCCUCAAGAUCUUCACCUCCUGGUAUAAGGAAAAGAGAUGGGAUUCUAAAAGGCUGCUUGAUUCGGGUGGAAUGCCUUCGUCACAUUCUGCAACAGUCUCGGCUCUGGCUGUUGCUAUAGGUCUCCAAGAAGGGGCAGGAUCAACUGCUUUUGCAGUUGCCGUGGUCUUGGCGUGUAUUGUCAUGUAUGAUGCCUCGGGAGUUAGACUUCAUGCAGGUAGACAAGCAGAAUUGCUUAAUCAAAUUGUGUGCGAACUACCUCCAGAACAUCCUUGUUCCAAUGUCAGACCUCUGCGUGAUUCACUUGGUCAUACUCCACUUCAGAUGUGAGUACUUCUAUUUUAUUAUAGUCAUGAAUGGCUAAGUGAAGAUUCAAAUAGAAUUCCUCCACACCAAGAUGGAGAACUUACUCGUGAAAGAUUGAAAUGCCUCAAAAGGUAUUUUGAUGAUGAUAAUGAAAGAAGGCAAGUGAACGCAAAGUUUGCAAACUUUUCUGGUGGAAGAUAAGACUUUGAUGAUAUUGACUCUUUAAGGGAUAAAGGUCUAAUGGAGGCAAAGUCUUGGUGGCUAGUUCAUGGUGUUCAUGCACUAACACUUCAAAAGAUUGCUCUUAAGUUACUAGGGAAACCUUUUUCAUCAUCAUGCUGUGAAAGAAAUUGGAGCACUUACUCUUUUAUUCAUUCAAUCAAAAGAAACAAGAUGACACCUCAUCGGACAGAAGAUCUAGUAUUUGUUUAUAGUAAUCUUCGUCUUCUUUCUAGAAAUUCCCCACAAUAUCAUCAAGAAGAAACUAAAAUGUGAAACAUUGUUGGAGAUGAGUUUGAAUCAUUUGAUGAGAAUAAAAUUCUUAAAGUUGCUAAUUUA
Glycine soja is the source of this 1093-nucleotide messenger RNA. RefSeq lists its product as uncharacterized. The coding region runs from base 101 to 559 and encodes 152 amino acids. The transcript is spliced from 5 exons. Lineage: Eukaryota; Viridiplantae; Streptophyta; Magnoliopsida; Fabales; Fabaceae. The record is from RefSeq and is a predicted model, not a curated record.